CCUUACUUUUUUAAUUGUUAACGCGUUAGGAAUUGAUAUCCCGAUCAAUUCUUGCGCAUGAGUCCGCAGCGUGCCUAUGGCUGAUCGAACUACCCGUUAGCAGCACUAGGAGUGCAUCAUAUGCAUCUGUUGGCGUUUCAAUAGUCCCUUCCCUAUUCGUAAGGUACGACUGUAGAAGCUACCAUGGUGAACCGAGCACUUGAUUAAUAUUACAGCAAUGAAAGAGUAAUUACUUGUGGUAUUCGUCUAUCUUUAUCUCACCCCGGGAUUGUUUUCUGUACGUCGAAUCUUCUUGGCACAGUAUAUAUUUCUAUUAGACAACAAUUUUCAAAAUGGUCAAGGCGUACGAAUUAAGAGAUAUGUCCAAGGAGGACCUCCUUAAGACACUUACAGACCUUCGUAAGGAGCUCGGUGAAUUGCACGUUGCCAAGGUCACUGAUGGUGCUGCAUCGAAGAUCGCUAAGAUCAAGUCGGUCCGAAAGUCGAUCGCCCGAGUCUUGACUGUCCACAACCAACAACAGAAGGCCGGACUUCGCAAGGCCUGCGAAGGAGCUAAAUACGUUCCUAAGGAUUUGCGAAGCAAGAAGACACGGGCUAUGCGACGUGCAUUGACUAAGGCAGAAAGAGGAAAGAAAACCCUUAAGGCGAAGCGAGCCGCUGCUGCCUUCCCCAAAGUGAAGUACGCCAUUAAGGCAUAAAGACUCUUAUAGGGAUGUACAUGAACGACAAAAUUACUCGAAACUUUGAGACCAUUUUACUUGUGGAAGAAUUGAUUUGUUUGUACAGUUGACUGCAGGUAGCAGCUUUAAUCGGUGAAAAUGGAUUCGGGCCAAAUGCAAGGGUAACAGCAGUCGUAAGCCAGCAAACAGUUUCUCAGCUUCUGGUUUUGUGGAAUUAGUGCUCUGUUCUCUACAUUUCUGUUCGGCAAACUUUGAUGUCAGGGGCUUUGCAUUUACAUCGCGCCGCUAUCGAAAACCCCCUACCCUAUUUUUGAGACUGUGUCAACUGCGAUACGGAAGGUUGGAUUCGCUGUAGACGUUGAUCAACUUAGUAGUCCCCCCCCCUCCCCACCCUUGUACACGUUCAGGCAUCUGCUCAUUGCUUCAAAAAUGCAAGUUUUAUUCCGAACUCAUUCAUGCCUUGCUUUUCGUGCCGAUCAAGGGCGAACUGCCUCAUUCAGACGAAGAUGAAUGCAAUUCGUGCUCCAGUCGUCCUUUUUUCAUGAUCCCGACUUGCAGUAGAUAGUAAAGAAUUCGCGUUGAACUGCAGAACUUCAUCUCAUGUCAACCAAAACUCGGGAAGAAGAAAGGAUGUUUUCAACCUGCUCUCAUGAGAAAAAUAUGAUUGGCAUCUACUUCACUGUUCUUGAUGUUGUCCUUUUUGAAUUGAAAUUGUCAAGCUGAUGCUUUCUACUACUAGUAGUAGUAGUUAUAGUAAUGAAUCAGUUGGUGUGAGCUAGAAGAAUGCAUUCUUGUGUCUGAACUAGUCACAAAUGCCAACCAGUCUGUGGUGUUGCCCACCACCACCAGUGGGUCAUCAACAACAAGAACUAGUAGUAGAAGCAAUCACCGCCACCACCAGCAUUACUACUAGUAGAAGCCAGUAAGAACAAGAACAACAAGAAGAACAACACCAAGAAGAACAAGAAGGUGGUGGUGGUAGUACUAGUACUACUAGCUAGUAGUACUACUACUAGCUCCUUCAUUCUGGUCUACAACGACUGAUCAGAUAUUGG
Molecule: messenger RNA, 1735 nt
Organism: Pseudo-nitzschia multistriata
Lineage: Eukaryota; Bacillariophyta; Bacillariophyceae; Bacillariales; Bacillariaceae
Source: the annotation of a GenBank genome assembly